AUGAUUGUGAUCCAGAAUGAGAGGAUGAGGUACAGGAGGCGGUGGCGAACAAGGCUCCAGUGGGGGGCCCUCUUGUGUGUGAUGGUCUUCAUCUACGGCUCUCAUGCGCCUCUCAUCGCUCUGAGCAAAGUCAACAACCACGUCCCCUUUGACCCCUCCUCGUGCGUCGUCAUGAUCGAGCUAACCAAGCUGCUCGUCUCUUUCGCCGCUCUCGUUGCAACCGAAGGCACCUCCGCCGUACUUGCCCCUCCCUCUCUGGUGCUUGUAACCCCUUACGCCAUCCCUGCCGCGCUCUACGCAGUCAACAACAACCUGGUGGUCCUCAUGCAGGCCUACAUGGAUCCCAGCUCUUUCCAGGUCCUCAGCAACCUUAAAAUCGCCGUCACCGCUCUGCUUUACUCGCUGUGUCUCGGCAGGAGGCUGCGCUGGGGUCAGUGGUUCAGUCUGGGGCUCCUCGUGGCAGCAGGCGUGUGCCACAGCUACAGCAGCCUGGAUCCGGCGGAGGGGGUCGCAGCAGAGGGCGCGGCCAGGCUUCAUAUCACUGCAUGGGGGCUCUUCCUCAUCCUGGUGUACUGCUGUGUUUCUGGGCUGGCAGCUGUUUAUACAGAAAGAGUGCUGAAGAGCCAGAAUCUUCCGCUCAGCCUGCAGAAUCUCUACCUCUAUGUGUUCGGUGUGCUCAUCAACGGGCUGUCGUCCCUUUCCGCCCUAGCAAGCGACAAGAGCUUUCUGGAAGGAUACUCCUGGACCGUUUGGGCGAUCAUUGCAGGGCAAGCGGCUAACGGCCUCCUGAUGUCUGUGGUGCUGAAACACGGCAGCGGCAUCACGCGACUAUUCGUCAUCUCCUGUUCCAUGCUGGUCAAUGCUUUGUUGUCGUGGGCCUUCUUAGGGCUGCAGCUCACUUUCUUCUUUCUUCUACCCGUUUCCAUGGUCGGCCUGGCAGCUUACCUUUACUAUACAUAGUGAAGUCAUCAUGUAAACGGCCAUCACUGUUGAAAUGUUUGAAUAUUCCUUCUUGCCUUUUCAUCCUGCGCUCUCGUGAAUGUGAAGAGUGGAAUUUGACAUGCCUUUUACAUCUCAUAUACAGUAUUCUCACUGACCACUGACUUACGUAUGACUGUACAAUUCUUUUAUGAUCAUUUCUAUUUUAUUUUGGAUUGACAAAGAUGCAUUAAUUCAUUCAUGUUUGUUAUUGAGGUGUAGCAGUGAUAUAACAGGACCCCAUUGUCUCAUAUUGCGCCUCUCCCAUGUAGCUAAAUACCUCAAUGUUAGGAACUGCCACACCUACAAGAACAGUAGUGAACAUAUUUUUAAUAUAUAUAUUUUUUAAAUAAAAGAAGACAUCUCUGUGUGGAGUUAGCAUCUUCUCCCCUUGCGUGCGUGGGUUUUCUCCGGGUACUCCGAUUUCCUCCCACAUUCCAAAAACAUGCAUGUUAGGUUAAUAGGCGACUCAAAAUUGUCCGUAGGUAUGAAUGUGAGUGUGAAUGAUUGUUUUUCUAUAUGUGCCCUGCGAUUGGCUGGCGACCAGUCCAGGGUGUACCCCACCUCUCGCCCGAAGUCAGCUGGGAUAGGCUCAAGCAUACCCGUGACCCUAGUGAGGAUAAGCGGCAUAGAAAAUGGAUGGAUGGAUAAAGGAAGAAUAUUUCAAACAGCUCCUGGAAUUGAUCUCAUUAGAUUGUGCAUGCGUACCUAAUGAGGUGUCCAGUAGAGUUGCUUUCAUUUCAUUUCACUUUUUUCAUCGUUGCAUCACUGAUGACUAAUGUUAUGGCGUUUAAAGUCAUUUUGAAAAACAAUGCAAAUAAAUAGUAUUUGUCAGUUUUAAGAGUACUAUUUUCUUUGGAGUAUUUUUUUGUUAAAAAAUGAACUAAACAUAAAGCCAAUUAAGUAAUAUACACCAGGGGUAUCCUAACUUUUUCCACGAAGUGCUGCAUACUGAAAAACCUUGAUAUUUUUUAUUUUGUAAAAUAGCCAUAUACAUAUAUACAGUAUAUAUAUUAUGCAUAUAUUUAUUGUAAGCCAAAGCUUUGUGUUAUUGGUAUUAACAUGUCAGCUUUUUCGUUUUUUUUAGCCUUUUUGUUGUAUUUUUCCAUCUUUGCUGGGUUUUAAUUGUAUUUGCCAAAGACUUUGGACACCAAUAAUAUACAAUAUUCACAUGAAAUAUGAAUUAAAAUGUGAAAUAUUUUCUAAUUGCCCAUCAAUUAAAUUGUGAAAUAUAAUUGCAAAUAAUUAUAUUGAAAGUACUUAAUGAAGACUAUUUAAUGAUGUACUGUAUAUGUGUUUCAUACUCAAGUUACUGUAUUUUUAUUUUGAUGGCAUUUAUGCUUGUAUAUUACUUAUCGCAAUGUAAAGCCAUGCCUGACAAAUACAAAUACUGUAAAACGAUGAGCAGGUGCUGAUCAAAAGAAAUGGUCAUGUCCAGUGAAUGUCCAUGUACUUUCAUUGGGUCAUCAAGCCUCUUUCAGUCAUGUUUUGAGGGAAAUACUGUAGCAGCGUGAGGCCCUCUCUUAGUUAGAGUAUCCUUCAGCUCUCCCAGAGCUGCAUAGAAUAGACAUGAAAUGAUUCCUGUGUGACUAACAUUACGGUAAAUGCAGGUUUCAGACACACAAACACACACCUUGACGCAGUCGUUUGUUGUCAGCUUGCAGCUGCUGGUUCUGAGCAGACAGGUAGACGGCAUCCUGCACCGCCUCCAGCAGCACGCUUCUGUAUCUGACCUCUGACAUCCUCCUCACAUCCUUGCUUGACUCAUGGAACCUCCUGAACACCUUCAGUCAGAGAUGAGAAAACAAGAUAAACAGCAGAGUAAGACACGAUUGAUGCAAUAUGAUCAUUACUGCAUAUAGACUCAUGAGGUUAAUAGUCUUGUUUUAGAGUCAUUUCCUGAGUGGCUGCAUGGUGAUGCGUUGUGAGCAAGAAUCACUCGUGACUUGGUGGGUGUCCAUCAAGGUAGAGCACCUACACUAUCAGUCAAAAGUUUUAGAACACCCCAAUUGUUCCAGUUAUUUAAUGAAACACAGUCAGGAGAUUGGUAAAAGGGUGUUCGAAUCUCCGUUGGGUAUCU
Messenger RNA from Dunckerocampus dactyliophorus (ringed pipefish), 3058 nucleotides. RefSeq names its product solute carrier family 35 member A4 (gene slc35a4). The record is from RefSeq and is a predicted model, not a curated record. Gene Ontology annotation, biological process: pyrimidine nucleotide-sugar transmembrane transport. Gene Ontology annotation, cellular component: Golgi membrane. Gene Ontology annotation, molecular function: pyrimidine nucleotide-sugar transmembrane transporter activity. NCBI's taxonomy places the organism in Eukaryota, Metazoa, Chordata, Actinopteri, Syngnathiformes, Syngnathidae. The transcript has a single exon. The coding region runs from base 1 to 960 and encodes 319 amino acids.